This is a messenger RNA of Penicillium odoratum, 1593 nucleotides long. Its product is annotated as MDR family MFS transporter. Lineage: Eukaryota; Fungi; Ascomycota; Eurotiomycetes; Eurotiales; Aspergillaceae. The transcript is spliced from 6 exons. Bases 1 to 1593 code for a protein of 530 amino acids. Gene Ontology annotation, molecular function: transmembrane transporter activity. Gene Ontology annotation, biological process: transmembrane transport. The record is from RefSeq and is a predicted model, not a curated record.
AUGGAAUUGAAGUCUGAGAACACAGUUAAUCCUUCAAGUCUCCAUGAGGAAGCACCCACUCUUGAUGAUGACAUUGAUGGUGUCGAAUAUCCUAGCGCUUUUUGGGCGGCUUCCAUCUCUGUUGGUGUUGCUCUAGGCCUCUUUUUGGUUGGCUUGGAUAUGACUAUUAUUGCGACUGCAAUCCCUCGCAUCACUGAUGAAUUCAAAGGCAUCAACCUCGUCGGUUGGUAUGCUUCGGCCUUCUUUAUUGCGCUGGCUUGCUUCCAGCCCUUCUGGGGCAAGGUAUAUCCCUUCUUCUCGAUCAAGUACACCUUCUUGGCUGCAGUUUUCAUAUUUGACUUGGGCUCACUGCUUGCAGGCGUAGCACCGAACAGCACCGUUUUAAUUGUUGGGCGAGCCAUCAUGGGCGCGGGAGGAGCAGGCAUCGCGUCGGGCGGAUACGCUAUCCUGGGAGUUGUUGUGCGCCCGCAGCUUCGCCCUAUCUUCACUGGCCUCAUUACCACUGUUUACAGCGUUGCUAAUGUUCUCGGUCCCAUCCUAGGUGGUGUCUUCACGCAGACGACAACCUGGCGCUGGUGUUUUUAUGUCAAUUUGCCAAUUGGUGGCACCGCUGCCAUCAUUAUUUUCUUGUUGUUUCAACCUCCCAAAUCGACUCGGCGGGCCCAGGUUCCAUUAAAGGAGAAACUGUCACAUAUGGAUCCAAUCGGCAUCUUGCUCGCCCUCGGCUCACUUAUCUUCUUCACACGUGCCCUCGAGGUAGCCGGUAUCUACAAGGCCUGGAACUCGGCUGAGGUCAUUGGCUUGCUAGCUGCCUGUGUUGUCACCACAAUAGCCUUUGUAGUCUCACAGUAUCUGCAGGGUGACCGUGCACUGAUUGUAUCACGGAUUCUCAAGCAGCGUGUCGUCGCUGUGGGCAUGGCAUACGGCUUCUUCCACGAGGGAGCCUUUUAUCUCCUGCUUUAUUAUGUCCCAAUCUACUUCCAGGUUGUCGUGGGUGUCUCGCCUUCUGAGGCAGGUGUCCAUAAUCUCCCAUUGCUCAUUAGCUGCGGCAUAGGCUCUGGACUCGCCGGCUUUCUGGUCUCGGUCUAUGGCCAUUAUGUCCCACUCAUGCUGUGGGCAAGUGCUGGCGGCUGUAUCGGUUCCGGACUUAUCUACACUCUAAGUGCUACCUCCUCCACUGCCGCCUGGGUAUGCUACCAGAUCCUUGCAGGGCUCGCCUACGGAUCUGGUCUGCCUCUGGCAAUCAUCGCGGGCCAGGCCAAGGCUCAGCCUGAAGAUCUUGCCUCAACUACAGCUAUGCUGUUAUUUUCCUUCUGUGUUGGCUCAUCAACUUCCCUGGGUGCUGGCCAAUCUAUCCUGAGUAACAUCCUCUUGUCGAAACUUCCGUCCACAGCGCCUGGUGUCGACCCGCUCAGCGUCAUCGCCACAGGUGCUACGGAGAUCCGCCAUGUUUUCCCCGCCGAUGCUAUUCCAGGCAUCGUUCAGGCCUAUCUCUACUGUUUGCGCGCUGUUUUUCUAACCGUCACAGCCUACGCUGGAGUCGCGGUGUUCUUCGCGGUCAGUAAUAAGUGGGAGAGACUAAGAUUGAAGUAG